Messenger RNA from Spinacia oleracea (spinach), 1417 nucleotides. RefSeq names its product protein trichome birefringence-like 13. NCBI's taxonomy places the organism in Eukaryota, Viridiplantae, Streptophyta, Magnoliopsida, Caryophyllales, Amaranthaceae. Bases 134 to 1354 code for a protein of 406 amino acids. Gene Ontology annotation, molecular function: O-acetyltransferase activity. The record is from RefSeq and is a predicted model, not a curated record. The transcript has 6 exons. Gene Ontology annotation, cellular component: Golgi apparatus.
CCAUUUUCCAGAUAAAGAAAGUUAAGAGUUUGCACUUUGCAGUCUCUCUUCUUCAGCGGUGGUGCCGCUGGUGGAGGAGGGACUGAAAUCUUCUGCAACUUUCUCUCUCUCUCCUCACUUCCACCGUUAAUCAAUGGCGCAACACCACCAUCACCACCCAACCUCCAAGAAAUCCAUAUCACUCACUCCCACUUCCUUCCUCUUCGUAUCCCUCCUCUGCUUUGCCUCCCUCCUCCUCGCUUUCUCUCUCUUCAAAUCCUCCCAAAACCUCCAUUAUCAACCAUUAUCGCACCCUUCCUGCGAUUUAUCAGAUGGGAAUUGGGUUUACGAUCCAACAGUUAGAUCUACACGCUAUGAUCACACUUGCAAGGAGAUUUUCAAGGGUUGGAAUUGCAUUUUGAACAAUAAAUCCAAUGCUCUUGAGAUUUCUAAGUGGAAAUGGAAGCCCAGAGAUUGUGAUCUUCCCACUUUUGAUGCGCAGAAGUUUCUUGAACGAUUCAGGGACACUAGUAUAGGAUUUAUAGGUGAUUCAUUGAAUAGAAAUAUGUUUGUUUCUCUCUUUUGUAUGCUGAGGCGAGUAUCAAGUGAUGUGAAAAAGUGGCAUCCAGCUAAAGCAGAUCGGGGGUUUACUUUUCUUCAGUACAAUCUUACUAUUGCUUAUCAUCGGACUAAUCUGCUAGCACAUUAUGGUAGGUGGUCACCUAACACGAAUGAUGGAGCACUAGAAUCUCUAGGAUACAAUGAUGGGUACAGAGUUGACAUUGAUGUCCCUGACAGCAAAUGGGCUGAAGCUCCUAGCUUUCAUGAUGUCGUCAUCUUCAAUACUGGACACUGGUGGUGGGCUCCGUCAAAAUUUGAUCCAGUGAAAUCACCUAUGCUCUUCUUUGAGAAAGGGAUACCUAUAAUUCCUCCAAUAGCUCCAGAUGUUGGUCUGGAUAUGGUUUUGAAACACAUGAUAUCAUAUGUAGAAAGCAAAAUGCGACCUGGUGCAAUAAGAAUAUUCCGCACACAAUCCCCCCGACAUUUUGAGGGAGGCGACUGGGACCAUGGUGGUUCUUGCCCCCGCUUAAAGCCUUUGUUGUCACAAGAAGUUGAAGAACUUUUUGAUGUGGAAAAUAAUGGAACGAAUGUAGAAACACGCCUUGUUAACCAUCACUUGUACAAGGCUCUAAAGGGAUCGAGUUUCCAUGUUUUGAACAUAACCCAUAUGAGUGAAUACAGAGCUGAUGCACAUCCCUCGAAUGCUGGUGGAAAGAAGCAUGAUGAUUGCAUGCAUUGGUGUUUACCUGGGAUUACAGAUACAUGGAAUGAUUUAUUUGCUGCAUACUUGAAUAUUGUAAAAGAUCAAAGCUAAUUCAAUACAUUACUAUUUGUAGUUAUUUUUGUUGAUUUAUGUUCAUUUUCAAUCUAUAGGCCA